AGGUUCAUAUUCAAACUUAAAAUGGCUAUACUUGGACAUGCCAUAAAACCAAUGUAUUCAAACACUUUUAAUGAUUUUGAAGAUUCUUCUAACUUCCGAUUUGAAUUUGUACCUAGCAUUCUAUUACUCAUUUCUCAUCACAAUUGGCCACUAUCAUAAUAUCUACCCUAGUUAACCUUAGAUAGGUACCUAACAGUUAACUAACGUAAUAAAAACAUCACCGAGAUGUCUUCACGAGGGAAUCAGCGAAGAGGUCCAAAUCGCAAUAGCGAGAUCGGCGAGCACGGCGAGGAAUUGCCCAUGUGGAAAGACAUCAAGGACAAAGGCACUGCUAUUACCAAUGCCUUCAACGAUAGUAGCUCCAACGUCAACAAGAUUCGCGACCAGGAGAGGCUCAUGGCCGAGAAGAAGACCAAAGGCGUCCUCACCAUAGAAGACUAUAAUACACUCGAUGACUUCUACCGUAAGGGUGUAAAGGCCAAUGAAAUCGCUAGUCAAGCCAUUGUCGAAACAAUCGAAAAGCUCAAGGUAUUGCGUGCCGUGCAGAAGGCCAAGGAGGAGCAGCAAGAGGUAAACACCUCGAGAGUCCAGCGGGCUAAAGAGUCAGCUGCUGCUGCCUCUUCUCUAUAUGACUUUGACGGAUCUGGCGAGUCGUCCGUCCCGUCUCCAAACCCCACCAUACGCCGUAUAAAUAAUAAUAACAAGGGUGACCGUGACUCAGUCCCCCCUAGGGAUCGUUCUACUCCGGCAACCAAGGCGGGGAGCGCCGAACCACAAGCCGGGCCCUCUUCUAACUCCAUCCGUACCAAGCAGACGUUCGCCAAAGACGACGAGGUCGCUUUCAAGCCCAAGCCCGUAAGUAACGAGCAGACGGACUGGAUUUUAGGCAUCGUCCAAGAUGUGCGCGGCGACGGAAAGACGAGGCGUUACAGGGUCCUGGACGCCGACGUGGACGAGAAUGGUCACCAAAAAGAUUUCCGAACUUACGCUAGCAGCAUGAUCCUUAUCCCUAGAGAAGGGACCGUGUUGCCGCCAUUAGAGACGGGUAAGACGGUGCUGGCGCUUUAUCCCAAUACCACCACGUUUUAUAAAGCCGAGGUUAUGGGGAUGGAUGGCGAUGGGAAGGUGAACUUGAAAUUUGAGGGCGAGGAGAGCAGCAACACAAUGCAAGCCGUCAUCCGUCGACACGUUGUGGAGUAUCGGGGUUGAGGAGGGCGAGCUUUGUUAGAUUGGUUGAUUGGGGUUAGGAGUCUAGGCUGAUCGGAUGGGACCUGAUCUGAAGUUACUGGAGUUACUGGUUGAUUCUUCUGGGAGCCAAACUUGAUAUGAUUCAGUAUUUAGUCUACGAAUAGCGUAUGCGGGUUGAAUUCGGAUUUCAUCUUGACGCUUACUCGGGCGAUGAAAUGGCUAUCUGUUUCAUUCCCUGUAUGAAAUAGCAUCGUAUACUCAAACAUGUUAUUUAACUAGUAA
Molecule: messenger RNA, 1470 nt
Organism: Daldinia vernicosa
Lineage: Eukaryota; Fungi; Ascomycota; Sordariomycetes; Xylariales; Hypoxylaceae
Product: SGF29 tudor-like domain-containing protein
Exons: 2
Coding region: 226-1209 (327 amino acids)
Cellular component (GO): SAGA complex
Source: RefSeq, a predicted model, not a curated record